AUGGAUCCAGAAGGGCCAACAGGAAGAUUAUGCACUUGGGUGGAAAGCCUUAAGUAUAAGGACAUCCCAACGGAUAUUCUAACAAGAGCAAAAUAUCUCAUCUUGGAUGGUCUAGCGUGCGGCCUCAUCGGCGCUCACUUGCCAUCGUCUGAGAAAGCCGCUGCCGCAAUCCUGGGCCUAGAAACGACAAGUGGUAGCGUAAGUGUUUUUGGCUGGGAGCGUAAGAUCGGGCCGCUCUCUGCUGUCCUUCUUAACGGCACAUUUAUACAGGGCUUCGAAUUGGAUGACUGGCACCGCGAUGCCCCUGUCCAUUUUAACUCUGUAUUGCUGCCCGCCUUGCUGGCGGCGGCUCAACACUACGGCCAUAGUGCGGGGGAUAACUCGGAAUUACGUUACUCUGGCAAAGAUCUGCUGCUUGCUUAUGUUGUAGGCUGUGAGAUAGGCCCGCGCGUUGGGCUAGGCCUUUGGGGGACCCAUGUUCUUUCCAAAGGCUGGCAUUCGGGCGCUAUCUUUGGGCCAUCAGCAGCCGCCGCCGCAGUAGCAAAGCUUUUUGGUCUCUCGGCAGCUGCCAUAGAAGAUGCCCUGGGGAUCGCAUGCACACAGGCCGGUGGGUUGAUGUCUGCCCAAUUUGAAAGCGAGGUUAAGCGGAUGCAGCAUGCGUUUGCCUCAAGGAACGGACUUCUGGCGGCAGUGCUUGCUAAGGGUGGCUAUAUUGGGAUUAAAAAGGUCUAUGAACGGGAAUAUGGUGGCUUUUUAGCCAUGUUCAGCUCUGGCAAUGGAAUGGAACCUCAGUUUAAGCCUGAUGAAGUGGCUAAAGGUUUGGGGGUGAAAUGGGAGAUCGAGGGAAUCAUGGUGAAACCGUAUGCGUCGAUGGCUGGGACGCAUUGCACGGUCGACUGUAUGGCUGAACUACGUAGAUCAUACCCCGAGCAAACCCGGGACUUUGCCAACUUCGAGAGCAUUCGCAUUGAGAUGAGCGAGCCCGCAUACCACCACGGCGGCUGGAAAGCUGUGCGGCCGCUAACCUCGACGGGUGCACAGAUGAGCAAUGCGUAUAUCGGCGCCGUAUACUUAGUAGACGAGCAAGUUACACCCGCACAAUUCCGAAGCGAUAAGCUGGACCGGGACGAGGUCUGGAGGCUGGUCGAUAUCACUACCUGCGAGCAUAAUCCGGAAUACUCCAAGUCUUCACAGGACAAAGCCAAGACGAAGGUCACCAUCACUUUCAGGGACGGAUCGGCACCGUUAAGUUAUGAGCAAAAUGCCCCGCGAGGUGUCCAGCCGCCACUCAGCAAUGAUGAGGUGUUAGAGAAAUGGCGCGCCGUGACUCAAGGUAUCGUUGACGAGGAAAGAAGGUCUAGAAUUGAGCAGGUCGUACUCGCGCUGGAUGAAUGUGAUGAUAUCGCCGCCAUUAGUCGGCUCAUGGUAGGCCCUACAGCCAACCCUCUAGCGUAG
Molecule: messenger RNA, 1455 nt
Organism: Daldinia loculata
Lineage: Eukaryota; Fungi; Ascomycota; Sordariomycetes; Xylariales; Hypoxylaceae
Product: putative immune-responsive protein
Exons: 1
Coding region: 1-1455 (484 amino acids)
Molecular function (GO): lyase activity
Source: RefSeq, a predicted model, not a curated record